Molecule: messenger RNA, 1955 nt
Organism: Labrus bergylta (ballan wrasse)
Lineage: Eukaryota; Metazoa; Chordata; Actinopteri; Labriformes; Labridae
Product: retinoic acid receptor beta
Biological process (GO): cellular response to corticotropin-releasing hormone stimulus; retinoic acid receptor signaling pathway; regulation of transcription by RNA polymerase II
Cellular component (GO): transcription regulator complex; nucleus
Molecular function (GO): nuclear receptor activity; nuclear glucocorticoid receptor binding; RNA polymerase II cis-regulatory region sequence-specific DNA binding
Source: RefSeq, a predicted model, not a curated record
AUAUCAAGGGACUUAUGAUGUUCUCUUGUCGAGCGUAUACAUUUAUGCUCAUUCUUUUUGUUCGUUAAUGCUCUUUACUCGCGUCUCCUUACAUAUUUCACGUUUCCUCGAGUGAAGGACUUCAGGUGGUGUUUCCACCGCUUGCUGCUGGUGAUGUCAGACGGCGGCUGGUUCAUGUGGAGGUCAGCAGCAGAGGAGGAGGUUCGCGUAGAGUUCACUCGCAUACAUUAGGUAACACCAUCGCUCGCUCUGACAUAACUAGUACGAAGCAGGUUGAGUCGACACAUUUGUCAAUAAAGAAGAGAUAACAAGGAGAAGAAGAAGAACUCCCGCGACUAACUUUGUUAUGCAAAACAGCCUCCAGAUCUGGACUUGUUUUUUACCCGCUGCCUCUCCGCUGGCAGACUCCAGUCUGCAGCUGCGUGUCAACAACAUGCUCACAAUGUCUGAUUUUAAUCGCACUCGCCUCUCUCGUGGCACGUUUUCCUUCUGAUUUUUUUUUAUUUUUUAAACCAUAAGAGAGAGAAGUGUGCUGUAUCCAGCUGAAUCAUGUUUGACUAUGUGGAUUUUCAAGCUUUCGGUCCGGGAGAGAUCACGGACUUCUUCACCACAUCCAGCCCUACAUGCAUGCUGCAGAGACAGGACGACGAUUUAGCAGACUACUUCCCCGAGCUGGUGGAGGCGGAUUGGCAGCAACACCGCUGCUCGCAGUCAGUGGGAAGUCAGAGCUCCACGUCCAGCUCAGACGACCUGUUCGCCAGCCCCCCCUCCCCACCGCCCCCACCUCGCACUUACAAGCCCUGCUUUGUGUGUCAAGAUAAAUCCUCGGGCUACCACUACGGCGUCAGCGCCUGUGAGGGCUGCAAGGGCUUCUUCCGUCGCAGCGUGCAGAAAAACAUGGUGUACACCUGCCACCGGGACAGAAAUUGCAUCAUCAACAAGAUCACAAGGAACCGCUGUCAGUACUGCCGCUUGCAGAGGUGUUUCGCUGCGGGAAUGUCCAAGGAGUCGGUAAGAAACGACAGAAACGGGCGGAAGGCAAAGAAGGAAGCGGUGAAGAUGACGAUCAUGGAGACGUACGAGCUGACGGCGGAGCUGGGACUGAUCGUGGAGAAAAUCUGCAGAGCCCACAGGGAGACCUUCCCCUCUCUCUGCCAGCUGGGCAAAUACACCACGAACUCGAGCUCGGACCACAGGAUCCAGCUGGACCUCGGGCUGUGGGACAAGUUCAGCGAGCUCGCCGCCAAGUGCAUCAUCAAGGUGGUGGAGUUUGCAAAGAGAGUUCCUGGUUUCACCGGCCUCACCAUCGCCGACCAGAUCACUCUGCUCAAAACUGCCUGCCUGGACAUCCUGAUCUUGAGGAUUUGCACUCGUUACACUCCGGACCAGGACACCAUGACCUUCUCCGAUGGGUUGACUCUGACCCGCACUCAGAUCCACAACGCCGGAUUCGGACCGCUGACUGAUCAGGUUUUCACGUUUGCCGGGCAGCUGCUUCCGCUGCAGAUGGACGACACGGAGAGCGGACUCCUCAGCGCCAUCUGUCUCGUCUCUGGAGACCGACAGGACCUGGAGGAGCCGUCUAAGGUGGAGGUGCUGCAGGAGCCGCUGCUGGAGGCGCUGAAGAUCUACUCCCGCAAACGGCGACCCAGCAUGCCGCUCGUGUUCCCCAAAGCCCUCAUGAAGAUCACCGACCUGCGCAGCAUCAGCGCUAAAGGAGCUGAGAGGGUGGUGACUCUGAAGAUGGAGAUCCCGGGCUCGAUGCCUCCUCUGAUCGAGGAGAUGUUAGAGGAUCUGCAGAACCUGGAGAAACAGCAGAACGCACACUCGGAAACUCCUCACAGCACAUGAAACCCUCCGAGGUCUUGCUGCUCGAAAAGAGCACUCGGCCUCGUUUUCCCGUCAUGGAGAGAAAACACAAACUACUUCAGAAGUGUCUGACCUCGUCUUAUGAG